UGAGGGCCUUUAAUUCCCUCUAUAAAACGCGAUCAUCAUCACCUUUACUAACACAAUAUAGACACUGCACGACCUUUUUUCUCGUUUGCUUUGUUGAGUAGACAUGGCUCCAAAUAGGCCUUCAAAUUACGAGGAUGAUCAGGUUUUGGUGGAAGGAAACUCUCAUAUAAAGACAAUGAUAUUAAAUAGGCCUCUAAAAUUCAACGCCCUCAACUAUCAAAUGGUUUUGCAAUUGUCGGAGGAGCUCCAGAAGUUGGAAAAUGAUCCUGUUGUUGGGUUGGUAAUUGUAAAGGCAAAUGGAAAAGUAUUUUGUGCGGGAGGAGAUGUUAUUGAAUACUAUCGUUGCUCGCUCACAGGUGAGUGGGCACUGGCAGCUAAAAUUUAUCAAAAGCAACUCACCUUGGACUACCUAGUGGCAACAUACAUUAAGCCCGUGGUUUUCCUGAUCAAUGGGGCAGUGAUGGGAGGUGGUGCUGGACUUUCUAUGAACACAAGCUACCGAGUCGUUACCGAAAAUACGGUCUUUGCAAUGCCAGAAGCAGCUAUAGGACAUUAUCCGGAUGUUGGAGCAUCUUAUUUUCUUUCUAAGCUUCCCGGCUUCUUAGGGGAAUAUCUUGGCCUUACUGGUGCAAAACUGAAUGGUGCUGAGAUGGUAGCAUGUGGACUUGCCACUCACUUUGUUCCUUCAAAAAAUUUACUUUUGUUGGAGAAAUCAUUGCAUGAGGUGGAUGUUGCUGAACCAAAUACAAUCCAGGGAAUUAUUAGCAAAUAUACUCAGCAAGUGCCAUUGAAAGAACACAGUGUUCUUCAUAGGCUUAACCUCAUCGACCACUUUUUCUCAAAACAAACAGUAGAACAAAUCUUAUCUUCCUUGGAACAUGAGAAUGCAACUUUGAAAGAGGAGUGGAUUACUAAGUCAAUAAGAUCAAUGAAGGCAGCAUCACCAAUAAAUCUUAAGAUCUUCUUUAUGUCGAUUAGGAAAGGUCGAUUUGAACCACUUGAAGAGUGUCUAAUUCGAGACAGUAGAAUAUCUUCUCAUUCUAUUCGACGAACAAUGUCGAAUGACUUUCUUGUGGGUGUUAGGGCAACACUAUUGGAGAAAAAUUACAAACCAAAGUGGGAGCCUUCGAAAUUGGAACUGGUUAGCAAUGAUAUGGUGGAGACAUAUCUGACAAAGAUACCUGAGAUUGAAGGCUGGAAAGAACUCCAACUUCCUACCAGAGACAUGCUUGAGAAGGCACUCAGAGCUAAACUCUAGAGUCUCGUUUACUUGAAGAGAAAUAAAAGGAAUGGAAAUAAGCAAGUUUGAAUAAAAUGUGCAAUGGCAGACAAUGACUUAUUUAUCUGCAACAAAGAGUUAGCACCAAAGACCCAAGGCUUAAUCUCAGCAGAUGAGGUCAUUAAUAUAGGCGCACUUGGAUGUCAUAAGAGCUCAUAAAUGUAGGAAGCGUUACAGCUCAUGCUUUCAAGUAUAGUGUCACGCCCCAAGACCUAGGCGUACACGAGUUAUUCGUGAAUAUAAAUAUUCGAAAAUAACAAGUCUCA
Zingiber officinale is the source of this 1545-nucleotide messenger RNA. RefSeq names its product probable 3-hydroxyisobutyryl-CoA hydrolase 3. The record is from RefSeq and is a predicted model, not a curated record. Gene Ontology annotation, biological process: L-valine catabolic process. The transcript is spliced from 14 exons. The coding region runs from base 104 to 1258 and encodes 384 amino acids. Gene Ontology annotation, molecular function: 3-hydroxyisobutyryl-CoA hydrolase activity. NCBI's taxonomy places the organism in Eukaryota, Viridiplantae, Streptophyta, Magnoliopsida, Zingiberales, Zingiberaceae.